AUGGAUGAACACGAGGAAGCAGUCAUCUUCGGUAUCUGCCUUGUGGACUUUCAUCACAAAAGAGGCCCUGAAAUAGAAUACUGGUAUGGCUUACCUGAGGGCACCCAAAGUGCAGAACUAUGGCCAAAUUUACCCUUCCAGGCCCUUCCUGAUGGUUCUCACUCGUUUGAAGAAACAUUUACUUAUUUCACAUUACUAUAUGAUGAAAGAAGACAAAGGAGCCCUCCCAACGGGGCAACUGAUCUGAGUGAUGAUAGCAUCAAUGACAACACGACUUUGUUUGCCAUAUCUUGCUCGAGACAGAUAAAGAGUGAUGAAUUGGUCACUAAAGAUAAGGAUGUAACACGAUCUACUGUACAGAAGGCAAUUGUAGUCAUCUCAAGGCAACCAAUCUUCGGUCAAAUCAAGGACAAACUUAGUAUUGUGACUAAUGCUUUUUUCUUGCAGCAUGAUUUUGGGGACAGGAAGAUAAUCCAGUCUUUAUACGAAAACCUGAAGUCGAUUUACACGCCUGCAUCAUUGGUCAGAAAUGCCGAAAAUCGUCUUUAUAUUGGGUUAUGUCUGAGAAAGAUACUACAUGAUUUUAAGAGAAACGCUUUAGUCUUAUUGAAAGCAAUUAUGCUUGAAAAAAAAAUUAUAGUUUACGGCAACGACGUGGAAGCUUUGUGUAAUUUACAGUUCGGUCUGAUCAGCUUAAUUCCGGACUUGAUGUCAAAUUUGCAGGAUUCUGGCAGUCCUCAGUUGUUUCAGGAUAUUUCGAAAUUAAAUGUUGUGGACUCGUUUAAAUCAAGCAAUCGAGAAUCAGUGUUGAGAUUCUUAGGUUUUCCAUUACCGAUUUUCGAAAAAGGUGGACUAUUUUCACCCUAUACUCCACUGCAGCAAAUGAAUGACAUACGGUCAGAACGUACUUUGUUUUUUAUGAUUGGAAGUUCCAACACAUUGCUUGCUGAACAAAAGGAGGAACUGUGCCACAUAUUUGUCAAUACAGACAAUUCCACUGUAGAUAUUCUGGACAAGACUUUGAACCCCGUCCUCCAAUUGUCAAGUCAUGAUAAAAAAUGGAUUGAAUCUAUAUCUGGAAUUGUAUCAGACACAUGGAACGAAAAUGAUGAUGAAACUCCAAAAAACUCUCAAUUUGAAGGCAGUGAGGAUUUCAUUAGGUGGCAAUUCGAGGACUAUUUAACGGGGUUACUUUCCAGUGUUAAAUUAAGUGAUUAUUUGGACCUGCAUAAAGAGAAUGAUCAAGCUUUGAAGACUAUACCUGAGGAUAUGCUAAAUUCCAAUCCCGUUCAUUUAUUCAAUUUGAAUUGGGUUCAGAGUUGGAAAGAGACUCAAAAUUUUCUGAUAUUCAACUCAAGAACAGAUGAUAGAUUGUUCGACUUGUUUCCUCCGAAGCAUAUAUAUAACGGUGCCGACACUCUGUCUCUAUUACAGCAACGAUUUUUGGCCACAUUUCAUAAUUUAAAAAGAAGCUCUAGCAACUCUUCAAGCAAUAAAAAUGGUCAUCAAAGCGAGGAGGAUAUCAAAGACCAGGAAAGCAUCGAGUCAAAAAAGUCUGUUUCCCAAAUUUCUGUAAAUCCUGGAAAGAAUACAGACAAGCCAGCAGCCAACUUAUGGAAUUCAUGGAAGGAAUAUUUCAAUAAACCAAAGAAUACUGCUAAUGAAGAUGUUACUGAAUCCACAGAAGAUCUCAAAAACAGAAGUAAAACAUCGAACGCGAUACAGAAAGCUAUGAUGGGCUUGGGUUUACAUUAUAAACCUGAUGCGGAGACAGAUCAACAAAGUGAAGAGGUGGGAAAUAGUGAGGACAAUGAAGAUGAUGAUACUGAUGAGGACUCUGAGGAUGAUGAUGAUGAUGGUGGUGAUGACGAUGAUAGUGAGGACGAUGACGAUGACGAUGACGGUGAGGGCGAUGAAAAUGGCGAUGACGGUGAGGGCGAUGAAAAUGGCGAUGACGGUGAGGGCGAUGAAAAUGGCGAUAAGGAAGACAGUCAAGAUUUUAGCAAUGGUUUUACAGACGUUACGAACAUUAACACUGAUCAUGAUAAAGAAAAUGAACAGAAUUUUGAGGGUAAUGCAGAAAAUUUUAAUGAGGACGAAACCGUUGCAGAUAAAGAUAUUGAAGGUGGUCCUGAGAGCAAUAAAAAUUCCGACAGUAAAACUGAUAUUUAUGAAAACGAUAGAAAUGUUGAAGACUCAUCUAAAACGAGAAAUACAGUUAAAAAAUCCAAUGAGGAGGGCGGUGCGAAUGACGCUGCUAUAGGUAAUUGUGUGCAGGAUGAGGAAAAAUUAUGA
Messenger RNA from Saccharomyces cerevisiae S288C, 2295 nucleotides. RefSeq names its product Avl9p (gene AVL9). Gene Ontology annotation, cellular component: cytoplasm. Bases 1 to 2295 code for a protein of 764 amino acids. NCBI's taxonomy places the organism in Eukaryota, Fungi, Ascomycota, Saccharomycetes, Saccharomycetales, Saccharomycetaceae. The transcript has a single exon. The record is from RefSeq and is marked reviewed.